UUAUCGUGUUCUCACUGUUCCAAUCAAUACCGCAGUGGGUGUGUCAAAUUUUUAUACUAAUUCUCAGUACAGUCUAGUCACUCGUUGUAGCAGAAAACUGUGUUAACAUGUCUCAAAUGAACUGGCCCGCUAUCGGUUGCACUAUUUUACCAAAUGUUGGGGGGGUAGCUGGUGGAAUAUUUGCACGCAAAAGCGUAGAAAACUGGUACGCAACGCUAAAAAAGCCGGAAUGGAGACCUCCAAACGCUGCAUUUGGACCCGUCUGGACUUCCCUUUACUCUAGUAUGGGAUACGCUUCUUACUUAGUCUACCGUGACGGAGAUGGGUUCAAUGGUCCUGCGAGACUGCCCUUAAUUGUGUAUGGUAGCAAUGUCUUAUUAAACUGGGCAUGGACACCCAUUUUCUUUGGAGCCAAAGACCCACAAUUGGCGUUGGCUGAGAUUCAACUAGUAAACCUAACGGCGCUUGGAACUGGAUAUUUAUUUUAUAAAAUAAAUCCUAUAGCUGGAUACCUAAUCAUUCCAUACUGCUUGUGGUUAGGACUAGCUACAGCAUUAAACUAUGUCAUAUGGAGGGACAAUAAAGAUAGUAAGCCAAAAAUAACAGAAGUCAAAGAGAAGUAAAGUUUUAAAAGCGAUUUAGAUACAUUAUUAUUGAAUAAAACAUUUUAUGUAAAAUGUAAUAAUUUUACUUUUUUAGAAGUACCUACACAGUUAGUAUUUUUCUGUUUGGUGGUAAUAUAGUUAUUUCUAAAUA
Messenger RNA from Anoplophora glabripennis (Asian longhorned beetle), 756 nucleotides. Its product is annotated as translocator protein. The coding region runs from base 108 to 623 and encodes 171 amino acids. Gene Ontology annotation, cellular component: mitochondrial outer membrane. The transcript is spliced from 3 exons. The record is from RefSeq and is a predicted model, not a curated record. NCBI's taxonomy places the organism in Eukaryota, Metazoa, Arthropoda, Insecta, Coleoptera, Cerambycidae.